Messenger RNA from Saccostrea cuccullata (small rock oyster), 1475 nucleotides. RefSeq lists its product as uncharacterized. The coding region runs from base 77 to 895 and encodes 272 amino acids. Lineage: Eukaryota; Metazoa; Mollusca; Bivalvia; Ostreida; Ostreidae. The transcript is spliced from 6 exons. The record is from RefSeq and is a predicted model, not a curated record.
GACGAAAGGACCCGAAUGGUUUUCCCGCCGCACGUGCAGCGUCAGAUUAAUUCCCGCGCUCAGAUCAGUGAAACGAAUGAUGGCCAGAAAUAUGCUAAGAACAAAACUCUACAUUUUGACAGAAAAGAUUAAGCGGAAAAACGACCGGGGAUCUUUCCUAAUAACCAUGGCCUAUGUAGACCUUGAGAAAUCCGUCAAACAAAUUACAUUACCACAGCUGAAGCACUUUGAAAACAGCCUUCAAAAAGGAAAAUAUUAUUUGUGCUCUAAUGUAGCUGCCAUCGGCGAAACUGUCCGCCUUACAGAAUCCUCAAAGGUUUUUGAAACAUCUCCAUUCGAAAUGAACCAAUCUGUCAUUGACACAUACCUCAACCCACCACAAGAAACAGUCGAGGAAAUUCUCCAAUCACCACAAAAAAGAAUGGUUUCAGUCAGAGGUAUUUUACGAAAAUCAUCACAGAUCAUAGAAUCGCCCAAUAGUAAGAGGAAGGAGAUAACAAUAGAGUCGAUGGAAGGUACUUCCCGAGUAGUUUGUAAAUUGUGGGGAGACCAUGCCGACAAGUGUCUGCCGCAGAAUGAUGAAGUCGUGACUGUCUGCAACGUAGAAGUUGCAACAUUUAAAGAUAUAAUUUCACUAAAUUCAACCCUGCUUACUUCCAUAAAGGAAUCCGAAGAGAACACCAUAGUCGAAGGAAAAGUCGAAGGGGUAGAUUUUAGAGAGGACUUCAGCUAUCUCAUCAUUGACACAAAAACUUAUAAAGUAAAAACAACGGAACUGGAAAGAAUAUUUCCCAGAGGGUUCGAACAAGACAUACAUAUCAAAGGAAGCGCUCAUGGAUUUACCAUUGUUGAACUAGAGAAGAUCAACCCAGCAAAGAAACCUAAGAGAGAUUAAACUUUUCAAGAAAAGUACUUCUUUUGAACAACGCUCAUUUCAUUUCACCUAUAAUUCAAAGCUCAAAUAAGCUUUUCUAAUCAUAAUUUGGUCGUCUGUCUAGCUGUCCGUCUGUCUGUAAACAUUUCAUAUUUUUAACUUCUUUUCAAGAACCACUGGAGCAAUUUCAAUAAAACUAAACACAAAGCAUCCUUGACCACAGAAGACUCAACUACUAUCUUCAUAUGAAAGGCCAUGCAUGACCUCUUAUAAAGGGAAAUAAUGAAGACAUAAUUAAAAUUUUGUGGCAUGUUUGUAAAUCUCCUCAUCAAGAACUACAGAGUUGGGAAAAUAUAAAACUAAUCUGGAAACAUCUUCAAGUAUUGCACAUUACAAAAUUUGAUUUUUAAAUUAUGACCCCCAGACAUAGCCUGAGGCCACCAGAUAUGAUCAAAGUUUAACAUACGAAUAUAUAAGAAAAAACUUUAAAAAAUCUUCUUAAAGACAACAAAUCCAUGAUCUUUGACAUCUUAUAUGUAUGCAUCCUCAUGUAGUCAUUUAAUUAGUUCAAAUCAUUAAAUGUCCCCUCAUGAAAGGGUGC